Messenger RNA from Suillus paluster, 4112 nucleotides. RefSeq lists its product as uncharacterized. NCBI's taxonomy places the organism in Eukaryota, Fungi, Basidiomycota, Agaricomycetes, Boletales, Suillaceae. The record is from RefSeq and is a predicted model, not a curated record. Bases 93 to 4055 code for a protein of 1320 amino acids. Gene Ontology annotation, molecular function: ubiquitin-protein transferase activity; nucleic acid binding. Gene Ontology annotation, cellular component: CCR4-NOT complex. The transcript is spliced from 9 exons. Gene Ontology annotation, biological process: protein ubiquitination.
GCGUUUCGCUCAACGCCAACGUCGUUCAUCCAUUCCACUGUUUUGUCGCCGUCGUUUAGCACAGCGAGCACGUUGAAUUUAGCAUAAUCAAGAUGUCUACUACAAGACUGCACCAUCAUCCGUCUCUCCCCGCCCCCGUCGUCCACGCUGGCUUCUCCGCCCACCAGUCCAAGUCCCAUGUCCUCGCCGGCGUGCAGGACGCGUACUGGAGCGACGAUGACGCCGAUGACGCAGAUUGUCCCCUCUGUCUCGAAGAGAUGGAUAUUUCAGACCUUAAUUUCAAGCCGUGUGUUUGCGGGUACCAGAUAUGUAGAUUCUGCUGGCAUCAUAUUAAGCAGAAUCUCAAUGGCCGCUGCCCUGCAUGUCGCCGUGAGUACUCCGACGAUGCCGUUCAAUUUAAACCUAUUGCGAAAGAAGACCACAAACGCCUGACACAGCAGAAGAAGCAACGUGAACGUGAGCGCAAAGAACUUGACGCCCUCGGUAGGCGCCAUCUCGCCAAUGUCCGCGUCGUCCAGCGCAACGUUGUUUAUGUCGUCGGCAUCGGUCCUCGGUUUGCCAAGGAGGAGCUCAUCCCCACCCUUCGCUCGAAUGACUACUUCGGGCAAUAUGGCAAGAUCUCCAAGAUCCUCCUUGUCAAGCGCACCUCUUCAGGGGGCGGUGCACCCAUUGUAGGACUCUACAUUACAUACCAUCGGCGCGAAGAUGCCGCACGUUGCAUCUCAACCGUUGACGGUGCGCCAAGCCCAGGAGGAGGCCGAGAGGUCAUGCGUGCAAGCUAUGGGACAACCAAGUACUGCAUGGCAUUUCUCCGCGGUGUGUCAUGCACUGAUCAUACCUGCAUGAAUCUGCAUGAAUGGGGAGAUGAGAAAGACUGCUUUACAAAGGAAGACCUGACGACAUUGAAGCAUACCAUUAAGGAUACAGAAAGCAGGGGGACGAAGAACGGGGAUGGCCUCCCGCGCACAGCAGCAUGGGCCAAACCUACCACUCCAACGCCCAGCAGUACGACAUCCACUGUUCCCAUUGCUCAGCGUUCCCGGCGCGGUGGUCAGCGGCAGGCUCGCACCACACGCCCACAGCAUGAUCGCAAGACUGGCUCAGGCAGUACGAAAACACCCUCCAUCGCAUCUUCAUCUCGGCCCCCGACGCCUGCUGUCUCUACGCGCCCCGCGUCGCCUCCUGAGGUCAAGACCCUCCGGGCCAAGGAACCGGCACCGUUUCCGCCGACGUCGCCCUCCCCGUCAAUGGCAAUCGACUCGGAUGAUGUAGGCUCCGGCAGUCCACCCAGUCCGCCACGCCCACGCUCCACGGAGAGUGUGGACAGUACACCGGCUGUCCCUGUCUCUCUGCCACCAGGCCUACCGGAUGCCCCACCCGGUCUCCCGCCUCCGACUCGUACACCUAAGGCAGACCCUGCUGUUGCACCAAGUCUCCAUGCACCACAAAUGUCCUCGGGAAGCUACCAAAUAUCUACCGCUGCACAAGCGCUACUUGAUGACGUCAAAGCUCGUCGCGAGGCAGUGCUUUCGAGCACGCAAGUGAGCAUCUUUCCCGAUUUCGACCGUACGCUGCGCAUGCUCUCGGAGAGCGAGGGUGGCUUCAGCUUUAACCUGGACCCAAAGCUUGCGGACGUAAACGUGAAUGCCGAUGGAGAGGCAGUAUUGAGUGCGCUUGAAGCGGAAGCACGUGUACCUUUCGCUGGUGGCUUUAUGGACGCAUUCCCUGCGCUCAAGCCACAAGUACAUCCUCACACGCAUCAAGUGCCAACUGUGUACCCACACAACCCCGCCCGCUCUAUUUAUGAUCCUCUCGCAAUGCGAGAGAAUUAUCUUGGGUCAUUCAACCCGUUCGGAGAGACGGAAGGACCCUCGACUGGUAGCGGUGCACGUAGCUCGCCGUCUUACCCCGAUGAAGAGCGGAAGGUUUCAAGAUUUGGGUUCGCACGGGGUAGACAAGGCUCAACAGCUGCAAGCUCGCCUGUGCACGUGUCGUCCCCCUUGAGCGCGAGUGAGAGCCAUCACUCGUUUUUCACGGCUUCGGAGACUCCAGCGAUGUCGUCGUCGCAUUGGAAUCUUGGAGGACAUGGAGAGUAUGCAGGAUAUGUCACUAGUUCUCCUCUUGUGUCGCAAGCGCAGACGGCGCAGACGCCCCCGCAGCAGCACGUGCAGCCUCAGACGCAACCGAUACGCUUCCAGCCGUUCGACACGAGCGUUAGCGUAAGCGAAGCCCAGCUCCGCGAGUUGAUACAAUCGAGCAGGGAGCGUGCCAGCUCGAUGCAGAUGCAUAACGCUACAGCUGAUCAACUUCAGUACCAGUUUGCGCCUUUCAGUGACCCAGCAAUCAUGUCCGCGCGUUUCGCUUCGCCGGUGUUAUCCUCCGCAAGUCCAUCAAAUGCUGGCACCCCAGCCGUUGCGACCGCAGCACCAACUACCACACCUACGUACGGUCCCCCGCCGGGCCUCGCAUACCCAAAUAUCACUCCUUCCGUUUCGUCCUCACCUUCGCCAGCACCUGCGCUGUCGUCGGCUGAUUUCCCCGCACUGAACGCCGAUGUGUCACCUCCGCCUGACACGCAGCCUGCCGAGCCGCCAUCACCUGCCGAAGUCGGUAAAGAACAAGCCAAAGCAGAGCGCAAGGCUGCGAAGAAGGCGGUGGCGGCGGAGCGUGCACUCGAGCGUCAGAAGGCUGCCCAAGAGAAGGCUGCCGCCAAGGCUGCGGAAAAGGCCCGGAUCGCGCAAGAGAAGGCGGUGGAAAAGGAGAAGCUGGCAAAGGAGAAAGAGGAGAGGGAGAAGUCGAUGAGGGAGAAGGCUGAAAAGGACAGGGUGGAGAAGGAGAGGCUGGCGCAAGAGAAGGCAGCCGAAGAGGAGAAGGCCACCGAGGAAGAGAGGGAGAGGAAGGAGAAGGCCCUGGCUGAGAAGGCUCAGGCGGAAAAGGCAAGGGUACUAUCGCAGGCCAAGGCACAGAAAGCCGCCAAGUCAGCAUCGGCAAUCAAAGUCACUAAGUCUGCAGACUCCUCUUGUCAGGCACCCGCCACUUCUACUCCCAAGCAGUCUCCCGCCCCACCCAAGGGAUCUGAACCCUUCGAACAAGCACCCAUACUGUCCAAGAUGCCGAAGAAAAACAAACCCGUCACUCGUCCAAUCAAAAUCCCAAAGGAGGACGAGAUUGCUGCUGGAGAUGCCUCGGCUACACCAUCAGCGUCGGUUUCCGAGGCUGUCAAUUUCCCACCCCACAAGACCACAAAUACUGUGGUCUCUAGUUCGAACGGCUCGAGAGCACAGUCUGUGGACACGUCCUCUCCUAUAGAACCUACCUCGCUUGUUGAUCUGCUCGACGACAUUGACGUGAAGAAUCCAAGCAUGGAUCUUCCCAACCAUCCGUUCUUCGACAUGACAAAGAUAAAUCCUGCCGCCAAGAUGCCUCUCGAGUAUGGACCUUUAGUGCAUGCGUUGUCUGCACUUUCUGUGGGCGGAGGGUCAUUCGCUACCAAUAUGCCUUCGGGCUCCAUCGAUAACGCCGUGUCCUCAUUCCAGCAGCUUUUGGAGACACUGACACAAACCAUCUCUGACCUCCUGCGCCUGCUUCCUCGGACGACGUGGGACGACAGUUCUUCAUUUGAUGGCGUACUUCGUGACAUGCUCAAGGGUGAUGAUUUCUUGGAUGACGGUGGUGAUGAUGCAGCUGGCAAAGAAGACGAAGUCGCUGCCUUGACGCUUGCCCUUGAGCGUCGAGCCCGUUGGAUGGAGGUGCAGCUGUCCAAGCUUGAGGAACUCCAUCGUGACAUCAACACUGCUGCCGUACGCGCUGUCCUCGCAUUCAACGACAGUGGCUGGGAUCGUCACAUUUUCAUGCCUCGGGUUGGCAACACCCUCCGCCGCUUCGACAAUAUUGGCAUGGUAGAGCAGGGUGGCAAGAUGAGGCCCAUGACAGUGGACGAGCUAGAGAAGAAGCUGCAGGUUGCGAAAGAAGCUGCCAUAUUUGCGGAGACUGAGUUUCGGGAAGCGAUGGAGAAAAUGCAAGCUGUAAAGCCCGUGGAAGUUGACGACUACUGAAUAGUUCAUAUGGUAGUUUGACUGGUCGUAAUGAGCAUUUGGCUUGCGCACGGAAAC